Parnassius mnemosyne (clouded apollo) is the source of this 828-nucleotide messenger RNA. The record is from the annotation of a GenBank genome assembly. NCBI's taxonomy places the organism in Eukaryota, Metazoa, Arthropoda, Insecta, Lepidoptera, Papilionidae.
AUGUCAAAUAGGAUUGGACCAGUAGCGAAGAAACUGAAGAAUGACAAGACGUUAGAACGAGGACAGUGGGAUGAGAAAGUAGGAGACGAUGAAAAUGUGUGUGUCGUAAAAUGGAUAGACACAAAGGCCGUAACAAUGUUGUCUACAUGUUCAGGGAGCGCUCCUGCAGAUACCUGCAAACGGUGGUGCAUAAAAGAAAAGCGGAAGAUAGACGUAGCCCGGCCAGAAGCAGUCAGAAAUUACAACACCAGCAUGGGUAGAAUAGAUUUGUGCGACAGACUAAUUGCUUACUAUCGAAGUGCAACGCGAACAAGAAAGUGGACAGUAAGAACUUUUUGCCAUUUUCUGGAUUUGGUUGUCGUCAAUUGCUGGAUAAUGUACACCCGCUGUUGCACCGAAGAAAAUGUCCAACGCAAAGACAUGUUGGGCUUACUUCAAUACAGACUGAAUCUAGUCAAAGCGAUGAUGAAGUACAGCGGCGGAAAGGUUGAACCCAACUUCUUGAUUCCUGGCUCCAUAUUUUGUCCCAGCACCAGCCCUUCGACAAGAUCCAGCUUGACUGCUGCCAGCGAAGGACUACAGUGUACCGAUGACCCACCUACAAAAAAACAUCGGCUGGUUGUACCCCAACCACAACUUGAAAUAAGGCUGAACAGUGUGGAUCAUCUGCCACGAUUUGUGGACAGCAAGUCCGCUUCAAAAUGCCGUCAUCCGACGUGCUCCUCACGCAGCCGCACCAUGUGUGUGAAAUGCAAUAUGUACAUAUAUGUGCUCAAAAAUAAUUGUUUUGAGAGUUACCACACUAAUAAAAACUUUGGCCCACGUUAA